Messenger RNA from Orbilia oligospora ATCC 24927, 609 nucleotides. RefSeq lists its product as uncharacterized. The transcript is spliced from 2 exons. The coding region runs from base 1 to 609 and encodes 202 amino acids. The record is from RefSeq and is a predicted model, not a curated record. Lineage: Eukaryota; Fungi; Ascomycota; Orbiliomycetes; Orbiliales; Orbiliaceae.
AUGGUUCGAUCGACUUUUCUUUCCCUUUCUCUCCUUUCGCUCUUCGCGGGACUGGGUUACUCGGCACGCGAUGUUGUCGCAGACUUCGAAAAUUCCCCCGAGUACGACGCCCCAGUUGGUGUCAACUCCGACAUCCUCUUCACUAAUUUCAACGUCGUUGAAAACUCUGGCGGACUAGCCGCAUCCGCCCGACUACCAGUCAGCGACGAGUUCAGCCCUCCUGCUUUGGAAAUCCUCUACCCGGGCUCAGAGGUCGCUGGGUUCAAACCUCAAGAACUCAAAUUCGGCUGUCAAGUCCAUGUCCCCAACGAAGGCGCUACGCCAAUGAUUUGCAAGGUUGCCUUCACACCUUAUGUCACAGUGUCCAACCCUGAUGGCACACAAUCUCUUCAGGCUUUGGAUUCGCAGGAGGAAGAGUCUUACCCUGGACUUAUUAGUGCGGCUGAUGGGAUGAAGAAGGCUACUUUCAACCUUGAGAACGAUAUCACUCGACUUGUGAUCACGAUCUCAGAAAAUGAGACGUUUUUGGCGGGUUUGUUGACUGGGAUGCCUGGAGCUUAUUGUACGAUUGUGAUUGAUGAUGUCAAAUAUGCCAUUACCGAGAAAUAG